This is a messenger RNA of Centruroides sculpturatus (bark scorpion), 3329 nucleotides long. RefSeq names its product rho GTPase-activating protein 29-like. The transcript has 22 exons. The record is from RefSeq and is a predicted model, not a curated record. Bases 200 to 3145 code for a protein of 981 amino acids. Gene Ontology annotation, molecular function: GTPase activator activity. Lineage: Eukaryota; Metazoa; Arthropoda; Arachnida; Scorpiones; Buthidae. Gene Ontology annotation, biological process: activation of GTPase activity; signal transduction.
CGGCGACCAAUGGCGUGGGGUGUUUCUAGAGAAACCUUGUCACUCGACUAGGGAAGCAACACUAACCACUUUGACAAACUGGCAGACCUCUUUUGGGGGGCAGGGAUUGUACUUCGUCAUUUUUUGGCAUUGCGUUACUGGGAAUUUUGGGUGUCCAGAUGUAUGGUGAUGGAUAGUGAAUGCUCCUAUCGAAGGCAACAUGUUUGAUGUAGCUAAAUCGCUCUGCUUUGUAUGCAGGGUCAAGAAAUGCAAAUCGGAAUGGAGAGAAUUCUUCGAGCAGCUCGGAAGGGGAAACGAUGAUUACGACAGCAAUUGUUGCCAUUACCAUUAUCACACGCUGUCUAGAUACAGCAAUUCAAGCUUUGUGACCAGCGAGGGUGACAUCGAUUUGGUAAAGAGCGACAUGACGCACGAAAAGGAGGACAUUUUGGCAGACGUGACCCACUUAAAGUGCAGUUUGGGACGGCUGAUAAGUCAAUAUCAGAGAAAUGGACACGAGAUGUUGCAGUCCAAUGCUUUCCUUGGUGUUGCCGAAGUGAUACAAAUCCUACGCAGAAUCACAGAAAAGUGGCCACCCUUCCAGUCACACAACUUACUCAUUGCCACAGAGACCUUAGCCGAACUGUCAAAGGGUAACGGUACCAGACAACCAGACUCGAGACAAUGGUUAGCUGCUCUGGAACGUUUCUCCCUAGAAUUUAACAACAGGGUAUCUAAAUAUUUUACUGAAGAGUCAACUUCACGUCCCACCCUGGUUAAGUCACAGUCUUGCGAAAACUUUGCACUGAUGAACGAAGAGUCUGCAUUUGACCUGGACGAUGGCGACAGCCCAGACGAUAAGGAUAUCAAUUUGAUGAAGCUUAAAGAAGGUGUAGACUUUGCCCUUCACCACUUAAAACUCUGGUCAAAGUACGCUAAAGACAUCAUCAGUUACAUUGAAAGAAGGACCCAAUUCGAAGUGGAGUAUGCUCAACAGCUGGAAAAGUUGGCGCAGUCGGCAAAAUUGGCACUCAAAGAACACAUUUUCCUCCCGUUCCAUUCUAUAUAUUCUUCAGCAGUUCAUCAAGAUAUCGAACACGCCGCUAUACGCUUGCAGUCUGCUGGACAACUGCAAGGCCAGAUUUUUAUUGAGCCUCUUGCAGCACAAGUUAGCGAAGUCGAAAAGGUUAGAAAGCACUUAAAAGAUGUCUGGCAUAGAGAGUUGAAGAAAACUCACGAAGCAAUAAAUAAUUUAACUAGAUCGAAAGCUAUGUAUAUCCAGAGAAAUCAAGAAUAUUCUAGAGCUAAGUUGUUGGCACAGAAAGUGGAAAAUGGCCAACUCAAUGGCAAAGUCGAGAAGAAGAGAAGAGUAGAAGAUGAUGCUUUGCAGAAAGCCAUGGAGGCAGAAACAACUUACAAAGCGUGUGUAGUUGAAGCUAACGAAAGGCAAAAAGCCUUGAACCAAGUGAAAAGGAAUCUUCUACAUCAAGUAAGAGAAUUGGUUUAUCAAUGCGAUAACAUAAUGAGGACUCUCACCUGUAACUACUUCGAAUUGCAGUUCAAUACGUAUUCUACUUUACCCGAGCAGAUUAAGUCUUUCUGCGUAAGAAGCAAAGAUUAUGAACUUGGUAUGCAAUAUGCAGAAUACAUAAAAAAAUUACCUGUGCCUGAUGAGGGAACAUUACGGACGAAUCAGUUUGUUUUCGAGCCUUAUAUACCCGAGGAAAAUUGUAGUGAUUCUCAAAACGAUUCGGGUAACUGGGAAUCACAUGGUCACACGUUUAAACUGAGGAGAUCUUUAAGUGAAGCCGAAGACGAAACUAAUCGCAAUCGUUACUCGAAAGCUGCCGAAACGCAUACGUUCAGAAAAUUAAGAACCCCUUCAAAAUGUCGUCGUUGUGAAAAUUAUGUGUACUUUCAGGGCGUAGAAUGCAGUGAGUGUGCAUUAUCCUGUCACAAAAAGUGUUUGGAAUUUCUAGUCAUUCAGUGUGGUCAUAAACGGCUACGUCCCAAAAUGACGACAUUUGGAGUCGAUUUGACUCAACAGGCCGAAGAGACGGGUGAACCUAUACCACUUCUUGUAAAAAAGUGUAUCUCCGAAAUUGAACGAAGAGGCUAUUUCAGUAAGGGCCUCUAUAGAGUCUCCGGAGUUAAAUCGGAUGUAGAGUCUCUCUGCCAAAUGUUCGAGAAUGGCCCUGACUUAGUCGAUUUAACUGAAGUUCCUAUAAAUGUUAUUACUAGUGUUCUUAAACACUACUUUCGACAGUUACCCGAACCCUUGCUAACCUAUAAUUUAUAUUCAGAGUUUAUAAAAAUCGCAAAGGAAAAUCCACCGAAGAAAGAAGAAGCAAACGAAGAAGUUAUUCUAGAUAAAUUACAGAAUUUAAUUCAACGAUUACCUCCCAUUCAUUAUGUCACUUUGGCAUUUUUAAUCAAUCAUUUAAAAAGGGUUGCCAAAUUAUCCGAAUUCAACAACAUGCCAUCUAGCAAUCUUGGUAUUGUCUUUGGACCAACGCUCAUGAGAACUAGAAACGAUACAAAUUCCAUCUCGUGUCUGAUGGAUACCAUACAUCAAACACGAGUCAUCGAUCUUCUAAUUACGUAUUCCACUGAUCUCUUUGGAUUGGAGAGAAAUCAUGAAGAACACCUGCAAAAAACUGAACAAGUAGUAUGGCAAAGAGAUCUUUCAGGAAUAUCGUGUACGAUGGCUUCUCCUGACAGAAGAGGUUCUUGGUGCGUUACAUCUACAAAUGAGAGAGUGUUUUUCCUAUCUACCAUUAAAGAAGAUUCGCGAUAUCAGUCCUUGCAAAGGCAGCCAAAACUCCCACCUUCAAAUACGUACACAACAUCCUACGAUAGGAAGAAUGCCCACGACAAAGGAAAUAGAAAUAACGAUGCCAUAUAUGAAAACGUGAAACCUCAUACAAAAUUCAGAAUGCGUGAUAAAAUUGACUAUCCUGAAGAAGAUAUGCUAUCUACCAUAUCUUUAAAUUCCUGUCUUCCAUAUUAUAACCUUUCUGAGGUUCAUUUUGCUGGAAUCAGAAAGCCAACGGUUCCUCUUUCUAUCUCAUUAACAACGGAAUUUUUAGAAGACCAAGAAGAUUCUAAAUAUUCUGGAAGAAAUUCGGAUCCAUACGAAUGUGGCACCAAUAUUUGUAUCGUGUGAUUCUUGUAUAUAUAAUUACGUAUAUCAUUGACGACCGCAUAUAAUCGGGACCACCGCCGAUCUUCUUGUACAGUUUUUCUACGUUCAUUUAUUUUAUUUUUAUGUACAUACUUAUAAGCAUAAUGAAUUUUAUAUAUUCGUUUUUACAUUAUUCUCACGAAGAAAACAGGCAAUUAAUGUAUAU